AUGCUCGGCGUCGGAAGAAGAGCUGCCCUGUCGCACCGCAAGUUCCUGGCGCUCGGCCCUACAGCCCACGCUGUCGCCGCAGCGCAACCUCACGGCUGUCAGUCCAGAGAUUUCCAUGUUUCGCCGAGAAACGCCGCGUCAAGGCCAACAUGGAUGCCGAUGCGGGUGAAGACGCCGUGGAUUGAUGCCCUGACGCAGAGCAGGGAGGCAGCUCGGAAUGCUAAGGAGGGCGGGCCUGCACCCAAGCCUGUAAAGCCGGAGCUUACGCCAAAGCGCAUGUCUGAUAGCUACUACAGUGCCGUGCUCCCGUUGGCUCAAGACAAAUGGCUCUUAGACACUUAUCUCAAUGCCUCGGGCAACAUUCGACUCGGUUCUCUUCUGAUGGACCUUGAUGCUUUGGCUGGUGUCAUUGCAUACCGUCAUACUGGUGACGGUGUCACUACAGUUACUGCUGCCGUUGACCGGAUCACGAUCGAGAAUCCUCUGAUGGAAAUUUGCGAUCUUGAGCUCAGUGGCCAGGUGACCUAUGCGACGGGAAGAUCCAGUAUGGAGGUCUCGUGUCAAGUCCGGAAGAGUCGUCCUGAGGGGCAGGACCCUCAACCAGAGGACGUUCUUAUCACCUGUGCAUUCACAAUGGUGUCUUUGGACCCUGUUACGAAGAAGCCCGCCUCCGUCGCUCCUUUGAUCCUGGAAACAGAGGAAGAAAAGCGCCUUUUCAAAAAAGGCGAAGAGAACUCCCAGGCCAAAAAGGCUCUCCGCACGCGCAGUCUCCUCGAGCAAGCCCCCAAUGCCGAGGAGAGUAACCUCAUCCACUCCAUGUGGACUAAGGAGAUGUCAUACCUGAGUACGUAUAGAUUACUAGACACCCUGCAUCGAAACCCGCAUGCCCUAACAAAGGAAUCAGACCCCGAAGCCCCGGCAACCCGCCCCACAAACUUGGUUUUCAUGAGCGAUACCGUCCUCAAAUCCGCCAUGAUAAUGCAGCCACAGGACCGAAAUCGCCACAACUUCAUGAUCUUCGGCGGCUUCCUGCUCAAGCAGUCCUUCGAGCUCGCCUUCUGCUGUGCCGCCUCCUUUUCGCACUCUCGCCCCAACUUCCUGGCCCUCGACCCGAGUACCUUCGAGAAUCCCGUCCCGGUCGGCAGCGUGCUGUACCUGCGGGCGACGGUGGCGUACACGGAGCCCGAGGAGCGCGAGGGUGACGCCACGAAGUACACGAAGGUGCAGGUCCGGGUAGACUCGAAGGUGCGGGAUGUGGAGCACGGGACGAAGAAAUCGACAGGGAUGUUUAACUACACGUUUUUGGUAGAGCGGGAUGUGCAGGUUAUGCCGAAGGGGUAUGGGGAGUUCAUGCUGUGGACGGAUGCGCGGAGGAGAGCGAAGAAUGCGGCUGCUAUUGAGCCGGCACAUAAGUUGAGUCCAUUGCGCAGUAUUAAGGAUAGUGUUACUGAGUAG
This is a messenger RNA of Penicillium chermesinum, 1455 nucleotides long. Its product is annotated as putative acyl-CoA thioester hydrolase. Gene Ontology annotation, biological process: acyl-CoA metabolic process. Lineage: Eukaryota; Fungi; Ascomycota; Eurotiomycetes; Eurotiales; Aspergillaceae. The coding region runs from base 1 to 1455 and encodes 484 amino acids. Gene Ontology annotation, cellular component: mitochondrion. The transcript has 4 exons. Gene Ontology annotation, molecular function: fatty acyl-CoA hydrolase activity. The record is from RefSeq and is a predicted model, not a curated record.